AUGCAAGGUUAUAAAUGCUCUGUCAAAAAGCGCAUGUUAUAUUCGACAUGUAAGGCACCAUUAUUGGCAGGCCUUGAGGAAGAUUUAAAGAUAGAAAUUCCAAAAAAGGUAACUAAAGCCAGAGUUUGUAAGUUGAUAACAUUUUAAUUUUCAACUGUAUGUUUCGAGCAAUCCAUCUCAUAAUCGUUUCUUAUUUCGUAGAUUGAAAUUGAGAAUACAGAAGAAAUAACAGAAAAUCAACUUCACCCAAAGAAGAUACUGCAUCAACCCAGAUUUGCGAAGCCGAAGAGAGCGCAGGCUAGGGGUGCAAGAAGACUUCUUUAG
This is a messenger RNA of Paramuricea clavata, 324 nucleotides long. The record is from the annotation of a GenBank genome assembly. NCBI's taxonomy places the organism in Eukaryota, Metazoa, Cnidaria, Anthozoa, Malacalcyonacea, Plexauridae.